Molecule: messenger RNA, 6675 nt
Organism: Perca flavescens (yellow perch)
Lineage: Eukaryota; Metazoa; Chordata; Actinopteri; Perciformes; Percidae
Product: unconventional myosin-Ic
Exons: 32
Coding region: 778-3855 (1025 amino acids)
Biological process (GO): actin filament-based movement; endocytosis; actin filament organization
Cellular component (GO): myosin complex; microvillus; cytoplasm
Molecular function (GO): actin filament binding; microfilament motor activity; ATP binding
Source: RefSeq, a predicted model, not a curated record
GGGCUACUCAAAGUAUGUGAAGGAUGUGGAGAUCUGAGCACUGCUGCGUUUUGUUCAUUGGACAAGAAGAUUACAAGGCUGGCCCUGGUUAUUUCCCUUGAAGUGUUUGUAGAGAAAACAAUGACGACACGGUGCACGGCUUGACUAAAAUACAUCACUCAUGCAGGCGCUGCGGGAUGGGUUUUUGGUGAACUUCCUGGUAUUACAGGGCUGUGCUGUCUUUCGGUGAAAGAAAAGGAAGGGGGACAUUGCACGUUGCCACACCACUCCCAUAUGGGGUUUUAGGGAAACGGAGUCCCAAAAAAAACGCAUAGUCUACUCUGUUUUUUUUUUUUACAUGAGCAGUGCAUCAUUAUCUGCUACUAAUAACAUGACUGUGUCUGUUAACUUACUACUAAUACCGCUAAGGAUAACGUGAAGUCCUCUGCUGAGGCUGCAGUCUGGGAGAAACCACAAUUUAACUAAGCCCACAGUGGGAGCGCUGGUCUGAACUGGGAGUGGUGGGAGGUUUCAAGAGAAACCCGGCAGGGCUCGCACGCAGUAGGCUACUACUGCACGUUAGCCAAUCUACUGGCAGACACCAGUCACUGACUGACUGACUGACUGGCUGGGCUGUACCUAUUCACAGCGGAGGGACUGAACCAAAUACCCACACUAACGUAGGAUAGUCUGUCUGGACGUGGACGAUACAACCUCAGUCAAAGAAGAGAGAGAGACUACCCCACUCUUUUUGACCUCGUCUGUUUUAAGGUGGUGGCGAGUGACGGGGUGCGGGCUAUGAUGGAGUCGGCCCUGACAGCCAGAGACCGGGUGGGCGUGCAGGACUUUGUCCUGCUGGAGAACUUCACCAGCGAGGCCGCCUUCAUAGAGAACCUGCGCAAACGCUUCAAAGAGAACCUCAUCUAUACAUACAUUGGUUCAGUGCUAGUGUCAGUUAACCCAUACAAAGACCUGGAGAUCUACACCAAGAACCACAUGGAGCGAUACCGUGGAGUCAACUUCUACGAGGUCUCACCACACAUCUAUGCAGUGGCAGACAACUCGUACCGCUCCAUGAGGACAGAGAGGAGGGACCAGUGCAUCCUGAUCUCUGGGGAGAGUGGCGCCGGGAAGACUGAGGCAUCAAAGAAGAUCCUGCAGUAUUACGCCAUCACCUGUCCAGCCAGCGAGCAGGUGCAGACCAUCAAAGACCGCCUGCUGCAGUCCAACCCUGUGCUGGAGGCCUUUGGCAAUGCCAAGACCUUGCGUAACGACAACUCAAGCCGCUUUGGCAAGUACAUGGACAUUCAGUUUGAUUUUAAGGGUGCCCCAGUUGGAGGCCACAUCAUUAACUACCUGCUGGAGAAGUCCCGUGUGGUCCACCAGAACCACGGGGAGAGGAACUUCCACAUUUUCUAUCAGCUGAUCGAGGGAGGGGAGGAGGACCUGCUGAGAGCCCUGGGCCUGGAGAGGAACCCUCAGCAGUACCAGUACCUGGUCAAAGGUAACUGUCCCAAAGUGAGCUCCAUCAACGAUCGCAGUGAUUGGAAGACGGUGAAGAAAGCCUUGACUGUGAUUGGCUUCAAUGAGGACGAUGUGGAGGAGUUGUUGAACAUAAUUGCCAGUGUGCUCCACCUGGGGAAUAUGCAGUACGGAGGGGAAGAAGGCAAUGUCUGCAUCACUUCUGACACGCAGAUAAAGUACCUGGCCAGGUUGUUAGGAGUGAAUGGGGCAGUGCUGACAGAGGCACUCACACACAAGAAGAUAAUUGCCAAGGGAGAGGAGCUGAUGAGCCCGCUGAACCUAGAGCAAGCGUCAUCAGCUCGGGAUGCUUUAUCCAAGGCAGUGUAUGGACGCACCUUCACCUGGCUGGUUAACAAGAUCAACGCUUCACUGACAUACACGGAUGACUCCCACAAGAAUUACUCGGUCAUUGGCCUGCUGGACAUCUAUGGCUUUGAGGUCUUCCAACACAACAGCUUUGAGCAGUUCUGCAUCAACUACUGUAACGAGAAGCUGCAGCAGCUCUUCAUUGAGCUCACCCUAAAGUCAGAGCAGGAGGAGUACGAGGCUGAAGGCAUCACGUGGGAGCCUGUGCAGUACUUCAAUAACAAAAUCAUCUGUGACCUGGUGGAGGAGAAGUUCAAAGGCAUCAUCUCCAUUCUGGAUGAGGAGUGUCUGAGACCCGGAGACGCCAGUGAUCUCACCUUCCUAGAGAAGCUGGAGGACACUGUGGGAGGACACGCGCACUUUGUCACUCACAAGCUGGCUGAUGCAAAGACCCGGAAGGUAAUGGGCCGUGACGAAUUCAGACUGCUGCAUUACGCUGGAGAAGUCAACUACAAUGUCAACGGAUUUUUGGACAAGAACAACGACCUGCUCUUCAGGAACUUAAAAGAGGUUAUGUGUAUGUCAGAGAACAAGAUCCUGAACCAGUGUUUUGACAGAGAGGAGCUGAGUGACAAAAAACGUCCCGAAACGGCAGCCACCCAGUUCAAAGCCAGUCUGGCGAAACUCAUGGAGAUCCUCAUGUCGAAGGAGCCGUCGUACGUCCGCUGCAUCAAGCCCAAUGACUCCAAGCAAGCAGGUCGAUUUGACGAAGUCUUGAUCCGUCACCAGGUCAAGUAUCUGGGGCUGAUGGAGAAUCUGAGGGUGAGGAGAGCCGGCUUUGCUUACAGACGGCGCUAUGAGGUGUUCCUUCAGAGGUAUAAGUCCCUGUGUCCAGAUACAUGGCCUAACUGGCAGGGGAAGCUGGCCGAUGGAGUGGCCACACUGGUCAAACACCUGGGAUACAAGCCAGAGGAGUACAAACUGGGCAGAUCCAAAAUCUUCAUCCGUUUUCCAAAGACGUUGUUUGCCACCGAGGAAGCACUUGAGACCAGGAAACAUAGUCUUGCCACCCAGCUUCAGGCAGGAUGGAGAGGCUACAGCCAGAAGUCCAAAUACCAAAAACUCAGAACCUCAGCUAUUGCCAUCCAGGCGUGGUAUAGAGGGAUCCUGGCCAGGAGGAGAGCCCAGCGCAGGAGACAGGCUGCUGAUACUAUCCGCAGGUUCAUCAAAGGCUUCAUUUACCGCCACAGAGAACGCUGUCCAGAGAACGAGUAUUUUCUGGAUUAUGUGCGCUACUCCUUCCUUAUGAAGCUGCACAGAAACCUGCCCAAGAACGUCAUGGACAAGAGCUGGCCGACACCUCCAGCUGCUCUCACCGAGGCUUCAGAGCAUUUGCGUAAGCUGUGCAUGCAGAACAUGGUGUGGAGCUACUGCAAGAAGAUCAGUCCUGAGUGGAAACACCAGAUGGAGCAGAAGAUGAUCGCCAGUGAGCUCUUUAAGGACAAGAAGGACAACUACCCACAGAGCGUGCCCAAACUGUUUGUCAGCACAAGACUCAAUGGUGAGGACAUUAACCCCAAGGUGGUGCAGGCUCUGGGCAGUGAGAAGAUGAAGUAUGCAGUGCCAGUCACCAAGUACGAUAGAAAAGGCUACAAGGCUCGGCCCCGCCAGCUGCUGCUCACCGCCAACAGUGCCGUUAUCGUUGAGGAGACCAAACUCAAGCAGCGCAUCGACUACGGAGCUCUGAAAGGUAUCUCAGUCAGCUCUCUCAGUGACGGCUUGUUCGUUCUGCAUGUGUCCAGUGACGACAACAAACAGAAGGGAGAUGUUGUUCUGCAGAGUGACCAUGUGAUCGAGACCUUGACCAAGAUUGCGAUCUGUUCUGACAAAAUAAACAACAUCAACAUUAACCAGGGCAGCAUAACGUUUACAGUGGGUCAGGGGAAAGAGGGGAUCAUAGACUUCACGCCCGGAUCAGAACUACUGGUGGCCAAGGCUAAGAACGGACACUUGUCUGUGACGGCUCCCAGACUGAACUCCAGAUGAUGGCCACUCUGACCACACUCAUACACCAGGACCUACGUACUCCUGACCUCUCCCAUCCUCCAAUCACACGACCGCAGACCCCGCUCUGCCUAAGCCAAUCAGAUGCCAGCUGUCACUACACGGGUGGCAUGUGCUUCCAAUUAAAAAGGAAAAAAAAAGAAGAAAAAAAAUCCAGCUAAACUAAUUGAUAUAUUUAUGUUCAUAUAUUAUAUUUUUGGGAUUAAUAUGGUUGCUGUUUUAAUAUUCUGAUUUUAUAUAUGAGGCCAAGGAAUAACAAAUAUUUUUGGUGCAUUUUUCUUGCACCAUGUGUGUUUUAUUGUGCUUUAUUUGGGAACAUGACCAAGAAAACAAUGAGGGAAGAGUCAGAAUAAGAGACUGUUGUUGAUGAAAAUCAGGGUUAGUUGUUGCCUGUUGCCUCUUUUUUUUUUCCUGUUUACUUUUUCGGCUCAACUUAUUAGGCUUGAUUGUCUUGCAGACACAACUUUCUCUAACUGGGGUGUAUGGCUUGUUAUUGAAGCAUGAAGUUGUGUAGAACAAGGCUGACGUAUGUAGGAUAGCUGUUGUGAGGUUCAGGGAUGAGGAAGAACAACUUUUCAAUCAAAUAGUGACUCUUUGGCAUGCAGAGGCUGGUAGUGUCAGACGGUGGUUCACUAAAUCAGAAUUAAUAGUUGGAUGUACUACUGAAUAGGCUAUAUUUCACAAAUCUAUACAUGCAAUGUUUGAAUAAGAAGGUAGCUCAUCACGAGGGAUUCACUACAUGAAAUAAACAGCACACGGUGUAAAAGUAUGUGAAAAGUGGGUGAGAAAAGGCAAGAGAAAGGUGAAAAGAAAGAUGAAAGAACGGUUACUAUUAGCCUUGACGCCAGGUGCUUGUGCCUUUUCCUUUUGACUAAUUUAUUCAUAGUUGAGCUGUAUAUCGAUGGAUAACAACGCCAGAAUGAGUCGAGUUAAGUGUAGAUAGAAACCCGUCAUCCAGCUGCCUGUGCAACUUCAAAAGCGCAUAACCUGCUUUGACUUGAUGAAAGGCACCAGCAUGUCUCUCUGUCGUUGGCUACAUGUCCUCCAUUCUUCCACCUCUACGCUCUGCUUUGCCUCUCCAGCCUCCUCCCUAACCUCCCUGCUGUCUGUCUUAGAGAACUGGGGCUCUGUUUGGGCUUUGACUGAACUGGUCUAAUGGCCACAUGUUUAUUUUGUGUUGAUAUUCAAUGUACAUCUCUCCAUUUUCUUUGAAACUGCAUUUAGACCAACAUGUGUCACAAUAUGAAGCCAAAUCUGGGUUAAGCUGAAAUACAUGUGAAGGCCAUAAACAGUGGUUUAAGAUUGAAGCCACUAAUAGCUGUGUAUAAGGUGUUUGACAUGUUUAAACGUGACUCUUUUUUUAAAAGAAAAUAGUUUGACAUUUUGGGAAAUUUUGGGAACGCUUAAUCACUUUCUGGCUGAGAAGAUUGAUACCACUCUCGUGUCUCUCCUGCAGCUCUCCUUCUCCCCUCCCUGUCACCCAGGUAAAUGCAUGCACAGACCAGCCAAUAGGAACGCUCUCUUUCGUUCUUUUGGAAAUGAUCUGUGAUUGGUCAAAUAGUUUUCUCUCAGACCACUUGAAUUACAAUAUACUGAUACGUUAUUAUGGAUUUUGCCCAACAACACCAAAAAACAAAUUGCCUACCACAGCUUUACUGAUGUCUGUAUGCUAACUAUGAAGCUACAGCCAGGGGAAUGCUAGCUUAGUGGGAGACAGCUAGCUGCUUGGCUCUGUUCAAAUGUAAAAGGUCCACCUACAAAGGCUAGCUGUUUGCCCCUGUGUCCAGUCUUUAUGCUGACCUAAGGUAACCAUCCCCUGGCUGUAGCUUCAAGUUGAACUUAUAGAUAUGAAAGUUUUAUUGAUCUUAUCACAUGAGGGAAUUUCCCAAAAUGUCAAACUAUCCCUGUAGUGCCAGGAAAAUGUAAGGUUAUUUUCAAAAUGUUGCUCUUUUCAGGAUAGAACACUUCUGAAAUUGCAUCUAAAUUGUAGUGCAACACUAAAAAUCUUCAUUUAAUCCUGAUAAGAGUAGAAUAUUUAUGCAUCCUUACAAAAAAAUGUCAGUCCAGUUCAGAUUAAGAGCUUCCUAUAGAACAGUUCUACAAUAAAUAUCUCUGUCAAACUCUGAUCAAGGACUGGUCCUGAAAACGUUGUGUCAUUGAAAACUUUUGAGAAGAGCUCCAAAAUGUUUCCACAUUUCUGUUGUUGUUCUUUUUGUUCUCACUCAAUGAACUUUUUCUCUGCAUGGCUCUGGGUAGCGAGGCGGGUGCGACAUGCCCAGCCAGGACUGUGCUACUAGCCAAAGACCCUCUUGAUUUCUAGUGAUUCUGUGUUGUAUGAUUUAUAUGAUAUUAUGUCGGUUCUGAAUGUUGUUUAUCAGGAGGGAGAUCUAUGUGUACAGUUUGUUCAGUGUUGUAAAUGAGAGAUUCAAACCAAGUGAGGUUCGAUGAUGUGAAACAUUUGUGGAGAAAAAAAAAAACUUAGUAUUGUUUGUUGACGCAAACUUGUUCAUGUGCCUUGUUGGAUAGCAAUACAACCGAUUUGUGUGGAAUUAUGAGAAAUCCCUCCUUGCCAGAGUCUUUGGCCAUUUCUAAAAGUUUCCCAGCAGCACCUAAAGGUCUCCUCUCUCUGUGUGUGUAUAAGCUUUAUUCAAACCAAAUCCUAAGUUUGUAUAUUGAUUUAAAGAUGCACUCCUCUUAUCAGUCCUGACUUACUGUAUGCACAAAACCAAUUAUACCAACACACUAAGAUAAGAUACUAAAGAUUUGAAAAAUAAAUUUGAAAAGUAAAAACAAACUAAUGAA